CAGUCAUAUCAAAGACUGAUGCAACUGUUGUUCUAGGAUAUUCUUUGGCUAGUCAAAUGCUGCAGUUCGUCAGUACUGUUACAUCAGCUAGAAGCGCAUAUGGAAUUUUCUCCUGAUAGGCAGUGUUAUGCUUCAUAUCAGUCGCUUUCCGAUAGUCGGUGGCUUAAGAAGUUUGGGAAGAUAAAGUGGUGAAAUUUUAAGACAAGUGACAAUAGUAAAUUAAUUUAUAUUUUAUGGCUGAUUAUGAAUGUAUUGAAAAGUGUUAUAAUAACGUUGCCUAAGGGCCUGUCAUCAAAGGCGCCUGGCAUUAUUUCAACAAGCGAAUUACCAAAGUCUGUGCCGAAAUUAAAUUUUACUACUUCUGUGUUAACUAAUAAAUCGAAUAUGGAUACGAAAAAAAUCACUAAACACGAAGAAAUUCAGGAUGAAAGUGUAUCGUUCAAAACAGAUGUUUGUGUUCGCGGAAAAAAACGACGGCUGGAUCAUUUGACAUGGGAAGAAAAACUUCAGAGGAAGAAAUUAAAAAAUAGAGUAGCAGCUCAAACAUCUCGGGACCGUAAAAAGGCUAAACUUGAUGAAUUAGAAGAAACUGUUCGAAGGUUAAGGGAACAAAAUGAAUUAUUGACUCAGGAAUGUUCGAUGUUAAGAUCGCAAAAUGAAGUGCUGAUUACAGAAACAAAAAGAUUGAGGAAAGAAAGAGAAAUCAAGAACACGGAAGACUUUGUUUGUUCUAUGUGCCAGAGUCGUGUCAGCUGUGCUGUGUCCUCACUGGGAUCUACAGUAUCCUCCACUCACCCUCUGCAGCAGGGUGGAACAACACAGCUGGCAUCAACUCUGACACUAACUCCAGGAGCAACAAUUCUUCUGAAGAUUCUGACCAUCUACUUCCUCUUGAAGAAUUGUUUAGUGAACUCCAAGGAGAUGAUUAUAUCGAACGACUUGAAAAACUUGCAGAAAGCCUUCUGCGAGAAGUUACAGCAGAAGUGGAAGCAAAUCCUCAUAGAACAAAUGAACAAUCUUCCUUUUGUUAAUAAUAUAAUGAUUGUGUCUUGUGUAGGCAACAGCCAAGGAAAAUACCACUGAGGAAUGUCACUAUUCAGAAAGAGUGGUGGGGCAGACAUCAAAAGAUGUGGAAACCAAUGGAACCUGUAGAAGCAUGAAUAUACAUCAAUCGUGGCAUCCUGUUUCUAGCACAGCCAGUACAUCUUAUACCACAAGUACGAGCGUACCCAUGUCAAUAAAAUCAGAGAUUGAAAUAAAACAAGAAGAUAUGACACAUGAUUUAGACACUAUUUAUGGUACUUACGACGAAGCAACCAAUUCUGUAAUGAUCAUUUAUCCUGGAGAUGAAACCAAUGUAAGCGUUCAAGAAUGCGUUCAAGAAGUAGUUACAGAUAGUAUUUGCACAAACGAAGAUUCAACAUAUUUACCGAAUUAUUAUAUCAAUCACUUAUCUCCAUGUUACACGAACACGGAUUCUAUGUCACCUUCGAGUAUAUAUUCCGAAGAAAUGGAAACUAAUUAUACACAUUCCAAAUUGGAUUCUAA
Apis mellifera (honey bee) is the source of this 1548-nucleotide messenger RNA. RefSeq names its product X-box-binding protein 1 (gene Xbp1). The transcript has 3 exons. Lineage: Eukaryota; Metazoa; Arthropoda; Insecta; Hymenoptera; Apidae. The record is from RefSeq and is a predicted model, not a curated record. Gene Ontology annotation, molecular function: DNA-binding transcription factor activity, RNA polymerase II-specific; RNA polymerase II transcription regulatory region sequence-specific DNA binding. Gene Ontology annotation, cellular component: nucleus. The coding region runs from base 244 to 1083 and encodes 279 amino acids.